Rattus norvegicus (Norway rat) is the source of this 3988-nucleotide messenger RNA. Lineage: Eukaryota; Metazoa; Chordata; Mammalia; Rodentia; Muridae. The record is from RefSeq and is a predicted model, not a curated record.
AUGCAUUCCCACUUACAAGACCUGAUUGGGAUUUCACCACGGCUGAAGGUAGGAGACACCUACGCCUUUAUCGCCAAGGGCCAGGAGCCCCCCCCUGAGCCCAGGAUAACUCUUGAAGUUGGGGGGCAGCCAGUCACCUUUCUGGUGGACACAGGAGCCCAGCACUCAGUCCUCACCCAGGCCCCUGGACAACUCAGCGACCGGACGGCCUGGGUACAAGGAGCCACUGGCAGCAAGAGAUACCGUUGGACUACAGAUCGACGGGUUCAGCUGGCUACUGGUAAGGUGACCCAUUCCUUCUUACAUGUUCCGGACUGCCCAUACCCUCUGCUGGGCCGUGACUUGCUUACCAAAUUAAAAGCUCAGAUCCAUUUUGAAGAAGGAGGGACCCGAGUAACCGGGCCCCGCGGUAUUCCUCUUCAGAUUUUAACCCUUCAGUUAGAAGAUGAAUAUAGAUUAUAUGAACCAGAACAGGACAAGCCAAAAUCUCCAGAAAUAGACUCUUGGGUCACGAAAUUCCCACUGGCCUGGGCAGAGACUGGCGGGAUGGGGUUGGCGCUCCAACAGCCUCCCCUAAUUAUCCAGUUAAAGGCCACCGCGACUCCUGUCUCCAUUAAACAGUACCCCAUGUCAUGGGAAGCUUAUCAGGGCAUAAAGCCACAUAUCAGGAGGCUCUUAGACCAAGGCAUCCUAGUCCCUUGCCGGUCACCCUGGAAUACGCCUCUGCUACCUGUUAAGAAGCCCGGCACUGGAGACUAUAGGCCAGUACAAGAUUUGAGAGAGGUCAACAAAAGAGUAGAAGAUAUUCAUCCAACUGUCCCAAACCCUUAUAACCUACUCAGCACCCUGCCUCCCACCCAUACUUGGUAUACGGUCUUAGAUCUGAAGGAUGCUUUCUUCUGCCUCCGGCUGAGCCCAGAAAGCCAGCCCUUAUUUGCUUUUGAGUGGAAAGACUCUGAAAUGGGGCUUUCGGGACAGUUGACUUGGACAAGGUUACCACAGGGUUUCAAAAACAGCCCAACGCUCUUUGAUGAGGCCUUACACCGGGACUUGGCUGACUUUCGAGUCCAGCAUCCCACUCUUAUACUUCUUCAGUUUGUUGAUGACCUUCUUCUAGGGGCCACUUCUGAGACAGCAUGCCACCAGGGAACAGAAUCCCUCUUGCAGACUUUGGGGCGAUUGGGCUAUCGAGCUUCUGCCAGAAAGGCUCAAAUUUGCCAGACCCAGGUUACUUAUUUAGGCUAUCAACUAAGGGACGGACAGCGAUGGCUGACUCCGGCUAGGAAACAGACCGUGGCCAACAUCCCAGCCCCAAGAAAUGGCCGACAGCUACGGGAAUUCCUAGGAACGGCGGGAUUCUGCCGCCUCUGGAUUCCUGGGUUUGCCGAGAUGGCAGCCCCCUUGUACCCUCUCACUAAACAGGGGGUGCUCUUCCAGUGGGGGGCAGAACAACAGGAGGCAUUUGAUAACAUUAAACGGGCCUUGCUGUCCUCCCCUGCCUUGGGUCUCCCAGACAUCACCAAGCCCUUUGAACUAUUUGUGGAUGAGAAGCAAGGGUAUGCUAAGGGGGUCCUAACACAAAGACUGGGACCCUGGAAGCGCCCGGUAGCCUACCUGUCUAAGAAAUUAGACCCUGUGGCCUCUGGUUGGCCACCAUGCCUGAGAAUGGUGGCAGCCAUUGCCGUCCUAACUAAAGACGCUGGGAAGUUGACCUUGGGGCAGCCACUCACCAUCCUGGCACCCCAUGCAGUGGAGGCUUUGAUAAAACAGCCCCCUGACCGCUGGCUCUCCAAUUCCCGCAUGACCCACUACCAAGCCUUGCUACUGGAUGCGGAACGGGUCCAGUUUGGGCCCGUGGUCGCUCUCAACCCAGCCACUCUGCUUCCUUUGCCAGAGGAGGCAGAACAGCACGACUGUCUGCAGAUCCUCGCAGAAGUACAUGGAACCAGACCAGACCUAUCGGACCGACCUCUCCAGGAUGCUGACCAUACGUGGUAUACCGAUGGUAGCAGCUACUUGGUGAACGGGGAACAGAAAGCUGGAGCCGCGGUCACUACGGAGGACAAAGUGAUCUGGGCAAGCGCCUUGCCUGUUGGUACCUCCGCACAGCGGGCUGAACUCAUUGCCUUAACCCAGGCGCUCAAAAUGGCAGAAGGUAAGAGGCUGAAUGUAUAUACAGACAGCCGCUACGCCUUUGCUACAGCACACAUCCAUGGAGAGAUCUACCGGAGAAGAGGGCUGCUCACAUCUGAGGGUAAGGACAUUAAGAACAAGACUGAAAUUCUGGCCCUCCUGGCAGCUCUGUUCCUACCAAAAAGACUGAGCAUUAUACAUUGCCCAGGGCAUCAGAAGGGACACAGCCCCGAGGCACGGGGAAAUCGGCUAGCUGAUGUCUCAGCGCGUGAGGCCGCCAUGGGCACCCAAGUUCUGUCCUUAAAAGACCAAGAUCAACCCACGUCUCCACAGCCGGAACAGACCGGUUGGCUCUACACCACGGAGGACACAAAGCUCCUACAGAAAAUGGGGGCCGUUUGGUGCCCACAACUAAAACGGUGGGUCUACACAGGGAAAACAGUUAUGCCUACGAAGAUGACCUUUGAAUUAAUCUCCUACCUACAUAAAUUAACACACCUGGGACUCAAGAAGAUGAAGACCCUCUUAAGACGAGAAGAGAUUGACACCUACCUCCUGGGACGAGAUCAGGCCUUGAGGGAGGUGACUGAAAGCUGCAGGGCCUGUGCUCAGGUAAACCCAGGAAAAGCUAAAAUUGGACAAGGAGUCCGUCCCCGAGGACAUCGGCCUGGUACCCACUGGGAAAUUGACUUCACUGAAAUCAAGCCUGGUAUGUACGGACACAAAUACCUCUUAGUGUUCAUAGAUACCUUCUCCGGAUGGGUAGAGGCUUUCCCCACGAAACAUGAAACGGCCAAGGUGGUGACCAAGAAGCUCCUCGAAGAAAUCUUCCCCAGCACAUCUUCAGGCCCUACAAAUCGUGCAGAGAGACAUCUGGAAACCUCUAGCCGCGGCCUACCAAGACAGGCUUGAACAACCGACGGUGCCGCACCCGUUCCAGAUCGGAGACACCGUGUGGGUGCGCAGACAUCAGACCAAGAAUCUCGAGCCUCGGUGGAAAGGACCCUAUACAGUUCUCCUGACUACCCCGACAGCCUUGAAGGUAGACGGAAUUGCGGCUUGGAUCCACGCAUCUCAUGCCAAGGCAGCCCGACCUGAGGAAACGGCAGAUCACAACAUCGCACCCCAGACAUGGAAGGCUCAACGCACUCAAAACCCCCUAAAGCUAAGAUUUUCACGUUGUUGCUCUUAACUGUCUUAUGGACUAGGGGUGGGGCGAGUCUGGGGGCUAGCCCCCACCAGGUAUAUAAUAUGUCCUGGAUAAUAACUAAUUUAGAGACGGGCUGGUCUCAAGUCCUAGCUAAUGGUAAGCAUGCUGAAGGAACCUGGUGGCCCCCUUUGACUUUCGACCUUUGUCAACUGGCUAAGGACUCCUGGGAGCAUACUGAGCGGACUCCCCACAACUCAUACCCACCCUGCAGACACUCUGAUUGGUAUACUUGUCCCGGAGGUAAGAGGACACGGGAGUGCGGAGGUCCUGAGACCUUCUACUGCGCUAAGUGGGGGUGUGAGACUUACACUCGAGGAUGGUGGGGGACCAAGAAGGGGGACUUAGUGGCCUUCUCCCCUGAGACUCCAGGCGAAUCUCGAAUUACAAUAGAAUUCACAGAUCAAGGUAAAAACAUAGAUUGGAAGGUGGGGCGUAGGUGGGGGAUACGGUUGUAUACCCCUGGCCAAACUAACCCAGGACUCCUGUUCUCCCUCCAACUGGUGAGAGAACGGGUCACACAAGAGAUUGGUCCAAACCCAGUCCUCAUGGAUCAAAAGCCCCCUUCCCGACCAGCACCAGCACUGCCCCCGGUCGGACCCCCACUAUGGCUAAACACCACUCAGAACUCCGGGGAUAUCUUGACAA